UCUUCAAGCAGCAGCAACUAAACUGCUGUAAGGUACACCCAUAUACAUUACCCAAUCUACUGACUCGUUAGCUUGGCUAGGUACAACAGAACACCACAUCUUUUUCUGUAUGUUGAGGGAAAGCUCUUCAGAGCGUCAUCAAUCAGUGUUUCAGAUAUAGCCGGGCGCAAAUACGCCCGCGUCAUUCAAUCUGUUAAUAGAUUAUGAAACGACUAAAAAAAGGUGAGACCGUCUGUGACAAACUCCUCCGAUUAGUGUGCUAGAGGAAUAGACAUAAUUUACUUGAUAAAACUGUUUGGUUAUGAAGAGGGGCAUCAUAUGAUUAACCACACAACAUUUUUUUUUCUGUUCAAAUCCGCAAGCGUCAAAUCCUAAAAGGAAACGGUUCAUGGAAACAGCGUUGUGUUGUGUCAUUUGAUAUGUGAAUGUAUCGAUAAUUGGGUGCCAUUAAUUGCACUUUUAGUCGUGGACAAUUGUGUUUGUUCUUCUACUGAUUCGACGAAUACGAUAACAACAACCACUACGCCACCAUCAGGACGACGACGACGACGACAGUCACCUCCACGACGCCUAAAAUCAAGGCGACAGGUAAUCGUGACAAUCAGGAGCACUAUCUACAGGCUUACGGUGUUUUAACUUAGGGAACGAGCUUGGGAACUCGUGUAAAAGGAGAACUAAAUAAUGAAUAAAGCUGAUUACCUUGGUGAAGUCUUCGGAAAUUCGAGAACUCGAAAUCCGCUUCAGGUCAUCACUAACAUGUUCAAGCGACGAAAUGCAGAUCCUCUCGAUGACGAGUUCGUAGAUGAGCUGAGUUGCGGCGCGGGCGAAGCAGGAGGAGGGCAAUCGCUCCAAAGGCCCUUGUCAGCUAACCCUUUUACGAGGCAUCACCACGCAAAUCAUUUUCACAAUGGGCACGUUUGUUCGCCCACCCUUAGCUUAGGCACCCGCUUGCGACCUAGUUCACCAUUAAGCAUUCCGGGGGGCUGUGGUCGCUUCCGGCAGGCCACUUCCGCCGAAGACAUCCUCUCGAUCUCGCCAUCGUUACGCAACGCUCGAAGUCUCCAAGAGGACAUGGAGAUGCUACGCCAGAGCCGGCAAGACAACCCCUACAUCCAGCAGCAAAUCGAAAAGUUUUCUGUUCUCUCGGAGGGCCUAUCCAGAUUUGACGGACACUCGCUACAUCCCCAGGACCAACCGAUGUCAGAUUCACCAGCGACGGUUCCCGAAGAUCACCAACAGCUGCUAUUCUCGUCAAGUCCAAAAGACGAGGACAUUUUGUCGUUAACUUCACAAAUGGACAAUCGACACGAAGGGUUACACCAACAUCUGAUUCGAUCUCCGCCCCCGAUGUUUCCACAGGAUGUGGAACAGUUCGUUUUCGAAUUCUCCCGAACGACAUCCCCACAACAUCAUUUGGGAAGUCCAUAUAGUAUGCGAACUCACCGUCAGCCAGCAGAUUCAUUAGGGUAUAACACACCGGAAAGAGGCAGAUUGUUUCGGGCUGAUGGAUUUCAUUCCCGAAAAUCACAAGAAGACUCGGCGCGCAAUACUCUUCUUUCUUCCCAGUGGACAGGCCUGAAUUCUAUGAAUACACAAGCUUUCAGCGCGGUACGGGCAAUGAACUACGAAUCUCAACCGCCAGGACGCGAUUCGUCUAUAGAAUCUACUAGUCACACACCUGUACUAGCACCGCCUCUAAAAGCCUGGAAACGAUGCACGAGUCCGUUGAGUAAGGAACUUGAACCGGAACAGGAAUCACUCCUCGUAAAAUCCUUCGAUUCGGCCUUCUAGUCUAUGGAUCGUAAAGAUCAGCGAAUCGACUAACUAGGAAAACAAACCAGAAAAGACAAAAUGAAGUUCAAAAUUAAGUAAACUUGAACAAGUAGCGUAGUAAAUCACAAUACAACUACACACACACACACACACACACAUAUUUUCAUCCUGUAUAAAAUGGAUACAGGAUGCGGGGUUGAAGUUAUCGCUGCAGAAUGAUGAGGUGCAGUAUACAGCCGUGGACGCAGACCCAGACAGUUUGUCAGGGGAGCACCCAUGCAUAUGAAGAUGAAAUAUUUACAGACGCACACUGUGCAUUGUGGACCCCCUUUACUCAGUGCUCCCGUCCAAUAGGCGCGCUUGUUCUACUACUGGGUAUUCAGCCCGUAUCAGCUGCUGUUUGAAUGACGGAGUUGGGUAGGGGUCAGCGCUAGAGCAGUGUUGCGCGUUGUUCUCAGAUACAAUGAAUGUAUUUAUUUUCCUUAAGCUGAGGUGUUCGUAGCAUUCACCGUCGAACUGAAACGCGUGCAGAGUCCUUUCCACACUGUAAAACCUGAACACUUAAUAUUUAUUUGUAUUAUUUAUUAUUACUACCUGAGCAAGCCAAUAAAGGUGACUAAGGAAGAGACUAGCGUUCAUUAGAAUCGUUACCUCUCCGCCUGUACGAAUAAGAUAAUCGUAAUAAGAAAACGAAAUUCAGAUAUCAUGGAAGGCCAAGAGAACGAAAGAGCGGUUUACAGGCGUUCGAAAUAGUAUAUACCUUUAGGUCAGGGCGAAACCUCGAAAUUUCGCCCACACGCAAUCAAAUUAUGCAAUGCAAUCACGCAAAUACACAUAAACCAAACGGAUUAAGCCAAAGUUGUGACGUAAGUAUAAUAACAGAUGGUCGACGUAUAAUUGACAAAAAAGAAGUUGAAAAACAGAUACAUGAGAAAAAAAUCAUAUACUGAACGCUAUCCUACAAUCUAUUUUAAAUGUUUAGGUUCCGUAUAUUUGGCAUCUUAUGGGAUUAAAUCCAAGGCGAUUGUUGUUAUUGUCAAAUGGUAUUCUAAUAAUCCUGAAAACGAUAAAAGCAAGGAAUGGGUCACUUUGGAACAGGUUUACCUGUACUUUGAUGUCAAGCAUAACUUAUAAAAGCUGACAAAUAAAAUUCAAAAGAUCUAUGAAGUUGAAGAAAAGUAAUAAAAGCAUUUUACUCACCACAUAUUAACUUGCGUCGUUUUUUUCCUGUUGAGUGCAAAUACUCUGUCCAUACUCUGAAUUUAGCAGACAGCCAUAUCAGGAAAUCUACUAACUAAUACUUGACUGUACCCCA
Varroa destructor (honeybee mite) is the source of this 3088-nucleotide messenger RNA. RefSeq lists its product as uncharacterized. NCBI's taxonomy places the organism in Eukaryota, Metazoa, Arthropoda, Arachnida, Mesostigmata, Varroidae. The record is from RefSeq and is a predicted model, not a curated record.